AUGUAAUCAAGCAAACUAUUUACUUAGGAUAAUCAUUAAGAAAAAUCUCCAAUUGAAUAAAAAGAGGAACAGGUUAAUAAUUACGAUUAAAACUAUAAUCAAGAGCAGGAACCACAUUCUAAUGAUCUUAAACCCCUUGAAUCUGAAAAAUAACCCAUCUAAGUGGUUCCUGAUGUUGAAGAAGGGUUUUUCAAUCGAAUUAAAGGAUGCUCUUGCAGGAGACAGGCUGAUGAAAAAACAGAAGAAAACAAUGAUGGAUGCAUUACGAAGUUAGAUAAAUUCAUUUAGAAAUACUUCACUCCUACAUAUUUGCUUCUAGUAUACUAUUCUGUCUUUUCCACAGCAUUGCUUUUCUCACUUAAAUUGAUCAUUUAAGAUUAAGAUCUGUAUCAUGCUGAAAUUUUAGGGGGCUUGUUUCUAUUCGUUCAAGUUUUGAAAGGAUUGCUCAUCUAUUUUCUGAACGAUGAAUGGCUUGAUGAAUUGCCUUAUUUGGAUAGUACCUUUGAGAAUGGCUGGAGAUUAUUUAAGAUAACAUUCUUUGUUAUAACUAAUUUAGAUAUUUGUUAUUGGAUCUAUUACAUCUAUGCUUAAAAUAAAAAGGAUGGCACAAUUGAACACAUGAUGACACUGUGUAGAAUGGUAGAUGCAUUCUUCUUCAAUUUCCCUCUUAUGAUAGUGUUUUUCUAUCUUUAAUUGCAAGACUUACAAACCAUUCAAAUACCUUAUCUAGUUAUUGCAGGACUCAAUUUGCUCCAAAUAGUUAAUGGAUUCAUGCACUUAAACUUUUUUGCUGGAAGUUCCUUCUUAAGCAUCAGAUGGAGCAUUUAACUCAUUUGUGAAUUAUAUGUUAAACUCCUCUUAGUUGAGUCAGUGUACAUUUAGUUGGCAGAAUUCAAUAUUCAAUUUGAGUACUUCGGGUUAUUCUGUUUGUGUGGCCUAAUUCAAUUUUACUUAUUCUCUGAAGAUCAAGAUAUAAUUGGAUAAGUAUUGUCCAUAAUCUAUUUCCAAUUGAAAACAUUCUUUGUGAUUACAUUCAAGGAAGAAAGCUUUGGAAUGUCAGAUUUGGAUUGCGAUGCAUAACCAGGAAUUCUAAAUGUUGUUGUCCAAAAAUCAACUUAUUCCUAUAUUUAGAAGGCAUUCAAUUUCUUCUAAUUGUUAUCCCUCGCUUUCAUUUUUUGGCUUUUUGGUGGAUGGGAUAACAUCAUGAAGAAUGAGAUACUCUAUUAUCUGUUCCUCGUAGGAUUAGGAUGUUUAGGUAUUAUAUCCUUGAACUUGUUAUAUGUUGUUCUAAGUGGAUGGAAAAAGAACAUGGUCAAACCUUGA
Molecule: messenger RNA, 1323 nt
Organism: Paramecium tetraurelia
Lineage: Eukaryota; Ciliophora; Oligohymenophorea; Peniculida; Parameciidae
Exons: 3
Source: RefSeq, a predicted model, not a curated record